UAGGCACUGCGCGUGCGCCUCCGGCACCAGUUUGGACUGAAGUUGCCGCCGAGCGCCUCGGAAUUUAAAGGGGCCGCUGUGUUCCCUGAGUUAGCGUGAAGGCUAAGGGUGGUGGACAGCAUUUUGUGAUGGGACCUGUGCGGUUGGGAACGUUUGUUUUAAUUUUGGCGGUGUACGGUGCUUGGGCUGGGACGCCGAAGGAGGAGGAUGACACGGAACGCUUGCCCAGCAAAUGCGAAGUGUGUAAGCUGCUGAGCCUGGAGCUUCAAGAAGAACUGAGUCGAACUGGCCGAUCUCGAGAGGUGCUGGAGCUGGGGCAGGUGCUGGACACAGGCAAGAGGAAGAGACAUGUCCCAUAUAGCGUUUCAGAGACAAGGCUGGAAGAGGCCUUAGAGAAUUUGUGUGAGAGGAUCCUGGAUUACAGCGUUCAUGCUGAGCGCAAGGGCUCACUACGAUAUGCCAAGGGCCAGAGUCAGACCAUGACAACGCUGAGAGGCCUGGUGCAGAAAGGGGUGAAGGUAGAUUUGGGGAUUCCUCUGGAGCUGUGGGACGAGCCAAGUGUGGAAGUGACUUUCCUCAAGAAGCAGUGUGAGACAAUGCUGGAGGAGUUUGAAGAUGUCGUAGGGGACUGGUACUUCCACCAUCAGGAAAAGUCCCUACAGCAUUUUCUCUGUGAAGGUCAUGUGCUCUCAACUGCUGAAGCUGCAUGUCUACAGGAAACUUGGACUGGAAAGGAGAUUACCAAUGGGCGACAGAAGACAGAAGAGGAAGAGCAAGAUGGGGAGGAGGAGGAAGAAGAGGAGGAAAAGAUGACCAACACACCAGGCCACCCCAAGCAUGAUCCAGAGGAUCUUUGACUCUUGCCUUUGAGCCCCCAGGAAGGACAAAGGUCGUGGAGAAGAACCUUCAAGUCUGAGCUCUCCCUGUCCCAAAGCUUUAAGAGUGUGUGUGUGUGAGUGACCCCACCCCAGAGCUUAUAGUUGUUCUCGCCCAUCUGGUCUCAGGCAAGGCAGGUGGUACAGCUUGGCAUGGCUGUGGGGAGAAAGGUGGGAGCAGCAGGUGGCCUGCCCCAACAGAUGAGUCUUUUGCCUGCCAUCUACCCCCUUGUCAGGUGUGUGUGAUGACAGCUUUUCCCUUUAAAUAUCUCUAAUACUCCCCACCCUACUCAGACAUCAGUGAUGGCAUAGGCCAUGUGGGCCUUGAGAAAGUCACUUUACCCCUCGGAGGUCUGUUUUUAGACCCUUACAAGGAAGAAGCCGCAAUAGACAUUAUAUAUACACUACCUGCAUCCAAGAGGUCACGUGCCAACAAACUGAACGGAAUGGGGGAACUCUGGAUGGGAAUGGGGCCAUGGUGAUAAGUAAGGUCGAGUACAUACUCGGUCUACUUCAUACUAAUUUCACAGGUGCCAAAUUUUCUAUGUAUCUAGUAAACUUUUUCAGUACCAGCUGGGCCCCAAAUUUCAAAC
Messenger RNA from Talpa occidentalis (Iberian mole), 1468 nucleotides. It is a transcript of the gene CNPY4, whose product is annotated as canopy FGF signaling regulator 4. Gene Ontology annotation, molecular function: signaling receptor binding. Bases 129 to 857 code for a protein of 242 amino acids. The record is from RefSeq and is a predicted model, not a curated record. NCBI's taxonomy places the organism in Eukaryota, Metazoa, Chordata, Mammalia, Eulipotyphla, Talpidae. Gene Ontology annotation, cellular component: endomembrane system. The transcript has 6 exons.